AUGCUGGCCAAAAACCUAUUGCGGCCCUCUGGGAGGUCGUUGCAGGCCGCAUUGUUCACCCGAUCAUUCGCAACACAGGCGCCGCCGCCCUCAGAACCUUCAACAACAAAAACGACGGUUGACAAGAAAGAGGGAAAGGCCGCAAAACCACCACCAUCCACCGCCACCACUAAACAACCUAAAGAAGGUGAACAAGAGAAGGAAGCAGAGCCGGUCAAGCCAUGGCCGCUACGAUUAGAUGACACCGGCGAGAAAUUUCGUCUCCCACGAAGCGUUCAAGCAUUAUACCUACGACCACUCAGAAGGACGGCAGAACACGGUCUUCCCGUUUGCGAUCUUCAGCUUCGGUCUUACAGUGUGCGCAACCUGGAAUUUUUUGCAGAUUUUGCUAUCCGGGCUGCAUAUUAUCUAAAACUUCCUGUCUCCGGCCCCGUUCCGCUCCCACGCAUUGUCGAACGUUGGACUGUGCCUCGCAGCAAUUUCAUUCACAAGAAAAGCCAGGAGAACUUUGAACGAAUUACAUUACGCCGGCUUAUACAGAUCAAGGAUGGCCAUCAAGAUAGUGUCCAGUUGUGGCUGGCAUUUCUCCGAAGGCACGCAUUUUACGGUGUGGGAAUGAAAGCCAAUGUUUGGGACUUUGAUGAUCUCGAUGUUGCUGGUGGUCUGGACGCCGCUGUCGAAGAUGUGAACAAGACGCUCGAACCAUACUUUGCGCAAUUUGGGCAGCGCAAGGGUGCUAAAGAAAGCCAAUCGGUCGGAAGCUAUCUCGACAGCGAACGGUUUGCGAAUCUUCAGAGUCCACUCAAUGAAGUUCCUGUGAAAGCUAACAGAAUUCUCCGGCAUCCCUUUCGACCGGUUUCCAAGCUUUCCGGAUCUUUCCUACCACACCGAAAUCUCCAGACAUCGGCCGCAGCCUCCUCGUCAUCACAACAACAGAUUAUUUUCUCCGGGAUACAACCAACGGGGAUUCCGCACCUAGGGAAUUAUUUGGGCGCUUUACGUGAAUGGGUCCGAUUACAAAAUGAGUCCACGGGGGAUAGGAAAUUGAUAUUCUCGGUUGUCGACCUACAUGCCUUGACGGUACCCCAAGAGGCUUCUCAGCUUCGCCAAUGGAGGAGGGAAAUAUUCGCGGUGCUUCUGGCAAUUGGACUAGAUCCGAAGCGCUCCACGUUAUUUUUUCAGUCUGCUGUCCCGGCGCAUGCAGAGCUGAUGUGGAUUUUGAGUACAGUAGCUUCUAUGGGCUAUCUCUCCCGUAUGACUCAAUGGAAAAGUAAACUACAGCUACCAGAGGACGUCAGUUUAGAUGAUACAAACGCGACGUCUAAGCUGAGAUUGGGUCUCUUUUCCUAUCCAGUUCUCCAAGCAGCAGACAUUCUAGUCCAUAGAGCAACUCAUGUCCCUGUUGGAGAUGAUCAAAAACAGCAUAUCGAGUUCACGCGAUACACCGCAAACAGCUUCAACCACCUUUUCGGGCCGAUAUUUCCGGCGCCCGAGGGUUUGAUUUCGCCUGCGAAGCGUGUCAUGUCCCUCAAGAGUCCUCUCCGCAAGAUGUCCAAAUCGGACGCUGACCCCAGAUCCAGAAUUCUCCUCACGGAUUCGGGCGAAGACAUACAUAAGAAGAUCAAACAGGCGCUGACGGACUCGGAACCGAACAUCACCUACGAUCCGGACAAUCGGCCGGGCGUUUCCAAUCUAAUCGAGAUCCUCGGCCAUUUUGAUUCGAGUGGGAAAACAUGUACCGAGUUGGCGGAUGAACUGAGAUCGACCAGCAUGAAGUCGUUAAAGUCAGUUGUUGCCACAACAAUCGACGCCCAUCUCCGGGACAUCCGCGAGCGGUACUUUGAGAUCAUCGGUAAAGAAGCUGGUUAUCUUGAAGGCGUGGCAGAAGAAGGCGCUCGCCAGGCACGCGCCAACGCGGACAUAACCAUGGGAGCGGUCCGCUCUGCCUUGGGUUUGUAA
This is a messenger RNA of Talaromyces rugulosus, 1959 nucleotides long. RefSeq lists its product as uncharacterized. Gene Ontology annotation, biological process: mitochondrial tryptophanyl-tRNA aminoacylation; translation. Gene Ontology annotation, cellular component: ribosome; mitochondrion; mitochondrial matrix. The transcript is spliced from 10 exons. Lineage: Eukaryota; Fungi; Ascomycota; Eurotiomycetes; Eurotiales; Trichocomaceae. Bases 1 to 1959 code for a protein of 652 amino acids. The record is from RefSeq and is a predicted model, not a curated record. Gene Ontology annotation, molecular function: ATP binding; structural constituent of ribosome; tryptophan-tRNA ligase activity.